Molecule: messenger RNA, 5082 nt
Organism: Siniperca chuatsi (mandarin fish)
Lineage: Eukaryota; Metazoa; Chordata; Actinopteri; Centrarchiformes; Sinipercidae
Product: receptor-type tyrosine-protein phosphatase N2-like
Exons: 23
Coding region: 724-3699 (991 amino acids)
Biological process (GO): protein dephosphorylation
Cellular component (GO): secretory granule
Molecular function (GO): protein tyrosine phosphatase activity
Source: RefSeq, a predicted model, not a curated record
UUAUUUUCAUUUUCAUGUGCAUUACCUCAAGAACUCAUGACACAAGCCACCACACAAAUAAAAACAUAAAUUGAACGAAAUAUAAACACAAAUCUUCUUAAAAGUCUUUCAUUUAAGUUGUAGCAUUACCUAUACUGUGUUUGUCAAGUGGUUUUAUUUAGAAAAUUACCACAUGAAAAUGACAUUUUGUGAAUUUUAUAUAAAUAAACGUUAUUUACUGAUUGAAUCCACGUAGAUUUUGUUCACUUCGGCCUUUGCAUCUCACUUGUCCAUACAAUUUGCAGCGUACGGUCUUUUUCAGACGUUUAUUUCGAAAAUUCUCACCGGAAAUACUGUAUGUGCUCGUGCCUUGACGCUGUGAGAGCUCGAGCCUCCAGCAGCCUGCAACAGCAGCAGAAACGCCCUGCAUCCUCUCUCCUCUCCUCCAACAUCCAUCCACCGCCCGUGUGUCCCGACUCUCCUCUGCUCCUCCAGCCGCGGAGGAGCCACUCUGAGCGGGAAGGAAGACGAACCAAACCUCGCUGGAAGAAAUGGCCUUUUAGCACUUGAGAGAAUAACCCAGAAGAGACAUGGAUCCUUUGCCUUUUUCCUUCCUCCACCACCUCCUCCUCCCUCCUCCUCUUCGCUUCCCUGAGCUGCGUCCCCGCUUCUGCUGACAGGAGAUUCGGUUGCCUUUUUGAGAGCGAGCUGUGUUCUCCAUAUGAGAUCUGUGUCAACGAUGGUAUGUUUGGGAGGUGUCACUCUGUUCCAGUGAAGGAAGUUUACACCUACGAUGUCUCCCCGUCUGUAGUCCAACGCUUCAGGACGCUGCUGGAGAAGCUUUCUAACAGAGGUUUGACCUGGGAAGAUGACACCACUCAGCAGGUCCUGUCCAAGGAGUUAUCCAAACUGAGAAGGAUUCCCUACAGGCCACCGCAGAAUGGACCUGUCUACAACACCGACAGCAGGCCGGCAGCUGAGGCGAUGGACCCAGUAGACCAGAGGGUGAAGCCAGUGGAGGUGGAGCUCAGCAGAAAUCUGCAGAUGUACCUCCAACGUCUCGGCCUCCUUCCCAAAAUGUCGCCGGCCUCCAGUCUGAGCACCCAGAGCAAGAGUGACCGUUUCCAGUCAGGCAUACCUGCAGACUUCUAUCGCUCCAUCGCCCAGACUUCAGCUCAGAGGUCACCUCCCUCCAGCUUUUCUUCUCUUUCAUCUUUCUUACCUCUGCAGAAACAAAGACCUCCAGGCGACCAGCUCCUCCCCAUGCAGGGUGACUUUCUCCUGGGUGCCCUGAGGCAGUAUCUUUCCGGGCAUCUCUCCCUGCACCGUGGGGGGGUGAGCCCAGAGGAGCAGGAGGCCCCGUCGUCCCACCUGAGGCCCUUCUACAGCAACGGAAUAGAAACUUCUGGGCUCAAAAUAGAGACCCCAAAAUCCAGGCUUCUGAAGAUGGGAAGAACUCAAGGGGCUUCAGUCAAGGACCCACUGACGUCUGUGGAUGAGAGGUUCAUCAAGAAGGUUUUGAAGAACGCUGGCAGGCAACAUGUGGACGUGGCUGACCUGACGCCACAGGACUUGGACCAACUGUCCAGCCUGAUAGCUGAUGCUCUGCAGGUGGUUGACCAGGACCAGGGACUUAACAGGGGCCUGACCCGGGUUAGACCUGGACUGAGAGACCUGGGAGGAAAGCUGAGGGAUAGGGAGGAAGAAGUCGAGGAGACUGCCAGGGAUGAGGAAGAGGAAAAGUUGCUUGAGAAUGCUCCGACACUGAAACCACAGGAGAGUACUCCUAUAGUGCCGGCAGCACUUCAAGAGCGCCACACGGAUACAGAGGAGCAUAAUGUGAAGGACAAGCCUGACAGCGAAAACCUCUUCACUAAACUUCUCGCUUACCUGGACAAAACCUCCUUCAAUGCCUCUCCUUCAGCAAGAAAUGGGAACAGCGUUGCCAUGGAGACACCCAGUGGCCAACAGGUGGGGCUGGAAAACGUCCAGAGUCGGACCAGCGAAGCAGGGGUGACGGUGCAGAAGAAGGACGCCACCCAGUCUGUGGAGGAGGUGUCGGAGGUGGAGGGCUGGAUCAAGGAGGUGGCGCCCCCACCUGCUUCGCUUGUGUACGGGGAACCGCACAAGAAGACGAUGCACGUUCCCGAACUUCAGCUGGACGUGAAAGCCAACAGGAAGAAGGCCGACGAUGAUGUCUUCGGCUACGUCAUCACUGACACAGAUGGGCUCCAGACAGACGAAGGCCUCCACCUGAUGGAGAUCCUGGCUCGCAGGGCUAAAAUCCAGAUGACCAACUUCGCAGAACUCUCGGUGGUGGGCCCCGCUGUGACCUUCAAAGUGAGCCUGAACACUCAGAACGUCAGCACCGCAGAUGUGGCCAACGUGGCUGUUCAGCAGAAAGCGGCUGUGGAGAAGGAAGCCAAGCUCAGCAUCCUGGAGGCCGGGGUCACCGAUGGAAGCCAGAUCAACCAGAUCCCCACCAAGUACAGCCAGGCAGAGUCCACCAAGUUCCUCAUCCUCACUGUCGUAUCCAUCCUGUGCAUCGUCGGUGUGCUGCUGGCCUCCACUGUGGUCUACUGCCUCCGCCACCGCUCCCACCACAAGCUCAAAGAGAAGCUCACCAAUCUGGGAACAGAUACUGGCAGCGAUGCUACCACCACCUAUCAGGAGCUCUGUCGGCAGCGUAUGGCGGUCAAACCUCCGGCUGAGCGUCCAGAGCCCAUCUCCUCAAGGAUCAACAGCGUGUCAUCUCAAUUCAGCGAUGGCGGUCCAGCCGUCAGCCCCUCGGCCCGCAGCAGCAUCUCCUCCUGGAGCGAAGAGCCCGCCCACUCAAACAUGGACAUCUCCACCGGUCACAUGAUACUGUCCUACAUGGAGGAUCACCUGAAAAACAAGGACCGCCUGGAGAAAGAGUGGGAGGCGCUGUGUGCCUAUCAGGCAGAACCCAACACCUGCACCAUCGGCCUGAAGGAUGGCAACGCCAGGAAGAACCGCUCCACUGCUGUUGUGGCAUAUGAUCACUCCCGAAUCACCUUGAAGGUGGAGAACAGCCAAGGCAACUCUGAUUACAUCAAUGCCAGCCCGAUCAUGGAUCAUGAUCCCAGGAACCCAGCCUACAUCGCCACUCAAGGCCCUCUGCCCUCCACUGUGGCUGAUUUCUGGCAGAUGGUAUGGGAGAACGGCUGUGUGGUUAUUGUUAUGCUGACACCUCUUGUCGAGAGCGGGGUGAAGCAGUGCUACCACUACUGGCCCGAUGAGGGAUCCAACCUGUAUCACAUCUACGAGGUGAACCUGGUGUCCGAACACAUCUGGUGUGACGAUUUCUUGGUUCGUAGCUUCUACCUAAAGAACAUGCAGACCAACGAAACACGAACCGUCACUCAGUUCCACUUCCUGACCUGGCUAAACCAGAACGUCCCGGAGACCAGCAGGACGCUCCUCGACUUCCGCAGGAAAGUUAACAAGUGCUACCGGGGACGCUCGUGUCCUAUCAUAGUCCACUGCAGUGACGGAGCUGGAAGAAGUGGGACUUACAUCCUGGUUGACAUGGUCCUCAACAAGAUGGCUAAAGGUGCCAAGGAGAUUGAUAUUGCAGCGACUCUGGAGCACCUGCGGGACCAGAGGCCGGGAAUGGUUCAGACCAAGGAUCAGUUUGAGUUUGCGUUGACAACAGUUGCGGAGGAGGUGAACGCCAUUCUGAAAGCUCUUCCACAGUAGGAAGGAGCACCUCCUUCUGAUGGACCUCCUCCUCCUCUUCUUCCUCCUCUUCUCCUCCUCUACUGUCUCAUCUAGAGGAUGGUCCCUAUUAUUACUUCCUUAUGUUCCAGUCUCCCUUUCUUCCUUUGGUCCAAUUGAUAUUCAUUUUGUCUUGUCUUUCCUGUCCUCUCCUCUUUUCACGUUGUUUUGUUGCUUCCUCUUUUCUCCCCUUGUCUCCCAUCUUGUCCAAUUUUUACCUACCUUAUCCUUUUUACCUCCUUGUUUCCUGCUAACAUCUCUUCAUAGCUGGCCUCCUUUCCCUUCAUUUUAUUCUUUUAUGUCUGUCUCUUCGUUCAUCUAAUCUACUUCUCUUAGUUUUAUCCAAUCCUUCUCCAUUCUGUCUCCAUGCCAUCCAAAUGUCUCCUCCGUUCCUCUUCCUUAAUUUCCUCAUUUUAACUUUGUCCUUUCUCCUCUUUUUCCCCUUUGCUCCCCCCCUUCACUUCUUCUUAUCUCCUCCUCCCCUUCCAUCUUAGUAAACAUUGUGCCAGGAAACCGUUGAACCAAUCCUGUACAUAGGUAGUCCUUGCUUCUAUUGUAAUGAUCCAUGCAGCCUGUUUUCCAAAGUGACAUUUAAACACAUUUUGAUAGAUUGAUAAAAAUGUUUCUCUAUGUUCUGUUAAGAGUAUAUUUAUCAUAGUUUCUGUUUCUAGAUGACGGUUGACCUCAUGGGCGUCAGUUGGGUAUGGCAGGAUUUGGCACUUAGUAUCACAAUGUAGUUGGAUCUUAAAGUUCUGGCGAUCCAGCAUCAUGAUCUCCAGAAGUGAUUUACGCCCAAAAUCACUUCAAUCUAAAUCAAAAGAAUUUUUUUUCAGUUUUCUAUCAUUGUAAAUUGGAUAUCUUUGGGUUUUAGACUGUUGGUUAGGCAACACUAGCAAUUUGAUAGAAUAGAAUAGAUAUAAUAGAAAUAAUAGAAAAAAAAUCCAGACAUUAAUCAAUAAUGAAAAUAAUCAUCACUAAUGAUUCUAAUUACCCAUUCUAAUUUUCUAAUGAUGUUCAAUGCGAGUAUUUGCCACUUGGCCAUUUUACUGAAUUGACGCCUUUGUUUUGAAUGUGAGUGUGUGUGUGUGUGUGUGUGUGUGAUGUUGAUCGUCAUGUCUGUAUCACAAAAUUGUAUUUGUGUCUGAUUUUAGGACCAUGCUUUCUUAUGUUUUCAUGCAGUACACUAGAGUGUCACAGCGUAACUCAGCAGCGCGUAGUGUUGGCCAGUAAGGUAAAUAUGAGACAAAAUACUCUGGCUGAGGGUAAUUUUUCUUAACAGUAAGUGAAAAACUGCCAAUAGGGUGUUGUUUUAACUUAUUUUAAGAAAAAUAAAAAAGAUGCUGGUACUGAAUGUGAGGUUAAAAA